Molecule: messenger RNA, 680 nt
Organism: Cyprinodon variegatus (sheepshead minnow)
Lineage: Eukaryota; Metazoa; Chordata; Actinopteri; Cyprinodontiformes; Cyprinodontidae
Gene: insl5a
Product: relaxin-3-like
Exons: 2
Coding region: 70-384 (104 amino acids)
Cellular component (GO): extracellular region
Molecular function (GO): hormone activity
Source: RefSeq, a predicted model, not a curated record
GAUAGAAGGAUAUCUUGAAGGGGUUUGAAAGAAGAACUGAAGACAACCAAUAGAAAGCAAUCAUCCAGGAUGCGCCUGCUGGUGGUUUUAUCUCUGCUCCUCUGCAUAUUGGUGUGCACGCACCAGGCAGGAGCAGAAAUGCAGGGAGUGAGGCUGUGUGGUCGGGCAUUUCAGAAGGCUGUGGUCUACACCUGUGGAGGCUCCCGUUGGAGGAGAUUCUUCAGUGAGCCAGAUAUUGGUGGUCUGCCCUCAGGAGAGCAGAACAGCUUGGAAAACCUUAACAUCCCCGGAUCUGACUUGACCAAACGGGAUAUGAACACUUACCUGAGAGUCAUCUGCUGUCAGGUGGGCUGCGGGAAGAACGAACUCACCUACAUGUGCUGAUGACCGCUGGGCUUUACGUUUUUACUCUCAGAGUGACCAAAAUGACUACCUUGUGCCCCAUAUUGGCUUUAUACCUACAUUUCACUCUGACGUCUCUCUUAACGAUCACUGUACAACUGAGAUUUGUAAAUGUGGAGCAUCUUUGAAUGUUUAUGUAUAAAUCUGAGCUGAAUGUUUACCAAUAAACCCAUGAUUGUUUUGGACACAACUUGUAUAAAAGCUUGUCGGGCUGCAUUAAUUUUAUAUAAAUUUCUCUUUUAAGAGAUGAAGUAUCUAAGGCUUAUGGUGUUUCGUAA